Struthio camelus australis is the source of this 2810-nucleotide messenger RNA. NCBI's taxonomy places the organism in Eukaryota, Metazoa, Chordata, Aves, Struthioniformes, Struthionidae. The record is from RefSeq and is a predicted model, not a curated record.
GGCGUGUGCCGAGCACGAGAGUAAUGCGGCAGCGAGGGCUGCGCUGCCUGGGCGUGCGGCCGUCAGAGUGGCGUACAACAGGCUCGUCUCCAGCGUGGGGCACGUUUGUGUGCGCACAAGUCAGCUCACGUUUCUCGCUGAGCCCUGAUUAUCUGAGAUCAGCUGAAAUGACUGAAGUGAUGAUGAACACCCCAGCUAUGGAUGAGAUUGGGCUAAGCCCCCGCAAGGAUGGCCUGUCAUAUCAGAUUUUCCCUGAUCCCUCGGACUUUGAUCGUUACUGUAAGCUGAAGGACCGUCUGCCCUCAAUUGUGGUGGAGCCGACAGAGGGUGAUGUGGAGAGUGGUGAGCUGAGAUGGCCACCUGAAGAGUUCCUUGUGCAGGAGGAGGAAGAGGAGGAGGAAGAAAGCUGUGAAGAUGCAAAGAAGAACAACAAGGAGCAAUAAACGUCAUCUGAGGAAAGGCAAGGGACUGCACCCUUCUGAAAGAAGAGCCACACUUCUUUUGAAAGUCUUUUUUUUUAAAAAAAGACAAGUUCAAUUUUGCACCUGCAAGAUCUUAGUUUUUUUGUAUUCUCUGUAUCGAGAACUGAAGCCCUCGAUGUGACAGAAUCACCAGUCCUUCUGAGGAAGGAAGGAAGUAACGCAGAGAAAUGUUUGCUGUUCUCGAGAUCACUAUCUGAAUUUUUCCGAGGCUGAGGCAGCAGAGAAAUUCCAAGUGCAUGGCGGAGGGCAAACACAUGAGGAAUGCUUGAGGGGGGAGCUUGGGGAGGGAGAAUAAAGAAGUAAAAUGCAGCAGUGUUCAGCCGAGAACUGCCUCUAGCUAAAAGCAUGAGAAUAGUCAUCUCUCAGAUUUGCCUUUCUUAAAGCUUCCAUUUUUGUGUGUUUGGGGGUAGAAGGGUGUCUGUAGUGAAGUAUCACUAAAUGCUCUACUGACAAGGGGCCUGUAGUUUUUUCCCCAGUCCAGCACCUCCUAGAGUAAUGUGAGCAUCUGUAGGGAGUAGUGGGUUUCUUGCUCUAGCUGUUGAGCCUGUUCCAGCCACUUUCCCAAAGCUGUUUUCUCCCCUCUCUUUGCCUUUAGACUCUUCAAUGCUGAACAGCUGUAUUUGCAGGAUAAUGUUAGGCUGCUGCUUGUCAUCUAUACUGCAAGGCCCUAGUUGAUCUUGCAGAUGGUUAGCAUGAGGUAAUGUGAAUCUGAUGUAAAGACUCUUCUGUCUGCAGCAAGAGCUAGCGUAGAUUUAAACACCUCGGAUUUCUCUCUCCUGUUUGCCGGGGCUACUGUGAUAAGUCUCAUCUUGCUACAGUGCCCAAAGCCAACUGUAUCCAGAGGGUGGGCUUACACCUGAUGUCUUUGAGGCUGUAUGGUUUCAUGUCUCAAACUUGUUGGUCACCAGGCUUGUGAGGACCAGGAUGGGGGAUCUCCUCCAGCUUCGUGAGCUGCAGGGCCUCCUCAAAGCCCUGGCAGUGCAGGACAGGCCUGAUUGCUCCCCUGUGGGGUGCGCAGGGCAGGGACAUGCUGCCUAACCUGAGCGGGGAGGUAACCCAAAGGGGAAACACCAGAUCUAGCAAGGAUCAUCAGUGGGAGAGGGGGGUUUUGCAGGAGAGGACUGUUCAGAGAGUAUUGUACUGUGUAUCCUAGACAGGAAAUGCUUCUGGCUUGUAACAAGAGAGAGACGUGCAGGGGUGUUUAAUGAAGUGCAGACAGGUUUGUGAAGUCUGUAGUUACAGCGUUUUUACCAUAUCCUGUUCCAAGGAGAAGUAAUCUGUCUGUGUUUGGGGAGGAGGGAGGUCUGCUGCAGGACAGGCUAACCCUCUGCUUUCCUGGAAAGUGAUGAUCUAGCAGCUUUGUGAACCAGCUUGGGAGCCAGUUGGUUUUGGAAUUGGAUGAGAACAGUUACCACCUAAACCAAAUCUGGGUCAUGGAAGAAGAAAAAGAAAUGUCAAGGCCUUAACCAAACUUUCAUAAUAAUCCCAAUGCCACCCCCCCCUUUGCUUAUAACUGGUUCCAUUUUUAAAAUCUAUUUGGACAUGUGUGUAUUUGUAUUUUUAAUACCUCAUGAGUAGUUAAACGCUGGUGGGGGUUGAGAAUUGCUUUUAACGUAUUGGCAGGAUUGUUUUAGUCUUGUCUUGCUUGUGUAUAAACAUAAUGGCAAUAACUUAUCAGCUCUGCAUUACUGUUUCAGACAGAUGAGAUUGGAGACUAGUUAGCACACAGCAGGAGAAAUUCAGUGUCCUGACACUGCAGCUGGUCUCUUCCUAUUCUGGCAACCCAGAACCAGUUACGCAUGCUCCCUGCCAGUUUUGGGGGACAGUUUAUCACUGAAUGGUCAUGAUGUAGUGAUACCAUUUUCUCUGAACAAUGGAUUCAGCUGUUGUAUCCGUAACACGUGUUCUAGUCUUGCUGUCUUACUGGAAUGAGCUUGUACACCUGCAUACCAGCCAGUCGUCUUAUUUUUAAGUGUUACUCUCUAUUGGUCUCCAGUCUGUACCACCAAGUUCAAAGCUGUUUAUCAAAGAUACUACCAUGUGGGCAGCAAUGAGAUGGCAAUCCUUGGACUUCACAUCUGCUGUCUGCCCUGAAGACUUGCAUAUUUCUGUCUGCAUCCUUUUUUGGAAGUAUUGUGUAUAUUUCUAUUUGUUGUUGAACGUAUCUAAAGAACAAAGCACUCCAGUAAAACUCCUCCUGUUGUAUGAUAUACAUUCUAUAUUUCUGUAAUUCUUUUUUGAGCCUCAGGGAGAAGCUAGCAUUUUUUUCAAACUACAUUUUUGUCACUGUGACAGUUGUAAAUAAAGUUUGAAAAUGCUUUCCAAACA